Electrophorus electricus (electric eel) is the source of this 1327-nucleotide messenger RNA. The record is from RefSeq and is a predicted model, not a curated record. NCBI's taxonomy places the organism in Eukaryota, Metazoa, Chordata, Actinopteri, Gymnotiformes, Gymnotidae.
GAGAGAACUAAGCUGUUUUGUUUUUUUUAAAGAAAGACUUGCGCUUUCCCUUUGUGUCACUGAGUACAUCUCUUUAUAUAUUGUACUGACGCAAAAAUUAUAAUAGUCUCAAAUCCAUGCAGACUGACUUACAACUCGAAUUCCCCUGUCAAUGUGUUUUUAAAUAGCCCAGAGAGGCAGACCCCACCCCAAAUAUACUGUCGUUUGAGGAAAAAGAAACUGAAUCCAAAAUCUUCUUUGUAGGAGCUGCUCACGCAUUUUACCUUGAGUUAUCUGCCUCUGCAAAGACAUUAAGAAACCAGUGGACUAACAUCGCAUCCGUUUUCCUGGUCCUAAUUCGAAAUGGCAACUCUUCAAACAACCUUUGAUCUACAACCUGACACAGAGGGCAUACUGUCAGUUAAACGUAAGAUGAAAGAGAGAGAAGGCACGGAUAUCCUUCUCCUGUCCAACUUGGACUUUGCUGAGAAAAUCAUGAGACACAGUCCCCUAAGCAAAGUGUCCACUCUGUUGGUCAAAAGUGACAGGCAGUGCGUACGAAUUGGAAAGGCUGACAACAUCAUCUACACUGUGACAUCUGAGGAUGGCCAGAGAUGUGUUGACUGCCUUGUCUACUGUCUUGAUUACGUCACCGCUUUUGACAUUUCUAGCAUCCACUUCAGCGUGCACUCCUGCCAAGAUGAGAUCACAUCCUGUUUUACCCAAGCGAACAACGCACUGAGCGAAAAACGUCUGGAAGCAUUAAGAAUCGAAUGUAAUAGGUUUGCAGUCAUGUAUACUACUAGGGGUUUACCCAGGAAAAUUGUGACGAUCAAAACUAAGUGCCGUUUUUUACUUGAUAGUGUAACUGUUGAGGCUUUACUGGAACGAAAGUGCUGGCUACAGAAAGAGAAAGCGCAUUGUACAGAACUAAAAGCAUGCCUUGACUAUCUCAUAGAGAAAUAUCUCACUACUUCGGGUGCACCCAAAGGAAAGUGCAAAUUCAUUUUACAAGGAGAUGGAGAAAUAGUUGACAUUGUUGCAAAGGAUAUUCUUGCAAACUUUGAGCAGUAUGUAUUGAUGAGUAAAGAAAAUUCAGGGGUCUCGAUGUAUCCACCGUGCUUUGCUUCAGAAAAGGAUGAAAAAUAGCUGGUAGACAGAGGUAGACAUCUAGGUGUUUUUAGUGUCUUUGUGUGUGUUCCUACAUCAUAAUAUAAAAGUAUUUGCAUAUAUCCUGAUCAUUUCUGUGUGUGCAUUUGGAACUGACCUUUAACCUGAUUUGGAGCCUGUUAAGUACACAUGAAAUGUAUUUCUUUCUUUCCUGGCAUAAAAUAAAAUUGUAUGCACU